UGUUUUAAUCAUUGCAUUAUUCAAGAUGCAGUGGAUUCUGACAAUACUGCCGUUACUCUAGUUGGACUUGCACAACCUGAUGAAGAUGAUUAUGGAUAUGUUUCACAAGAAGCAUCUGCUUUUUAUAAUAAAAUGAUGGAAAAGUAUAGUAAGAUGCCAGACAAGACACCAAAGUUCUUGUUAGAAAAAAAGAAAGUUAAUACCAAUCUGAGCUCAACUAAAGAUAGAGUUAAAGCUGCUUUAGAAAAAGAGAAAGAAGAAGCAAUGAUGCCUCAUAGGAGGAAACGCAAACAUAAGAAUCCAGAAGACAUCUCAUCUCCAGAUGACAACUUCCCGUCUACCCCAUCGAGAAUGGCUGAUGAGAGACCUGAUGCUAAGAAACCAAAGAUUGAUAAACCUAAAAUGCCUCCACCGAUGAAUUUCAAUGACAUUCCUGAACCAUAUUGGAAACUUUUUCAUCUUUUCAAAUAUCUGGAAUCAGAAAAGAAACAAUUCGAACCCAUAGUUAUUGAGAAGAAAAGCAAAGAAGAUGAAAGUCCCCUUACCAAGAAACAGAGAAGAGAAAUGGAAAGGAUGAGGGUGUGGCAGGAAAGAAAACAAGAAAGACUUAAGCCUGACCCAAGCGAGCCCAAACAGAAAAUUAAUAAAGAAGCAGAAACUGCCAAAUCGAAAAUAGCAAAAGUGCCGAAUCAGUCAAUAUUAGCAACAGCCCGAACAAGUUCUAAUAAGGCUGAUAAUAAAAUGCAAAAUCCUGAACCAGAAAUUAGGAAAAAAAUUGAUUGGGGUCCUAAACAUCCAUCAGCUGGAAAAAUGAAUAUCAUAACAAAGGCCCCAGUUGACACUAAAAAACCAGUCCCAAGUGCCUCCAAUAAUCCCAUGAAAGAUUUGGGAAAAUCUGUAUCAAAUUAUACAGAAAAAUCUACAAAAAUUGCCACCAAAAAAAUCAGUGUGAACAGCAGAGGCCCCUCUGACAAAAAAAUGUUGGAUAAGACUAAGGAGAAAGAAAUGCUACAAAGAGAAUUGUCUAAACCAAAACAGUUCCCACCAAAUGAUCUGAGACCAAAACACUUUCCUCCAGCUGAUGUGAGGAGAAAACCCAUGUCUAAUAAAAUGCAAAUGCAAAUGAAAAAACGAAGAAUUAUCGAUGAUGAUGAUGAAGAUUAUGAUUCUGAAAUGGAUGACUUCAUUGAUGAUGGUCCCGAAGAAGGUGAAGAGGAUUACUCUAAAUAUAUCAGAGAAAUAUUUGGUUAUAACAAGUCAAAAUAUGUGGAAGUCGAUGAAGAAGAUGAUGAUAUUAUGGAGUCCUCAUUUUCACAGCAGAUGAAAGAAGAGCAAAUCAGUACAAAAUUGGGUAUAAUGGAAGAUCUUGAAGAUAUGAGACUAGAGGGAGAGCACAAACGAAGAAAAGCAUUGAUGAAGAAAAAAUUCGGUAGCUAAAAGUGAGAUCGCACGCAGUGACCAAGAUGCAUUUAGUGUUUUAAUCAUUGCAUUUAUAUUACACUAAUAUUCAAUAUAAAUUCAAUGGAAAUUUAGUCAACUACUUUGAAACACAUUGAAAAAGUUGGAGGGAAUUCUUUGCAAAGUUCAUAUUAAUGUAUAUAUAUAUAUAUAUAUAGAGACUUAUAUUUAUUGUAGAUAUCAACACAUGCUGUAUAUUGUAAAUAAAAUUUUAAAAAUUU
Messenger RNA from Coccinella septempunctata (seven-spotted ladybird), 1679 nucleotides. RefSeq names its product protein SPT2 homolog. The record is from RefSeq and is a predicted model, not a curated record. The transcript has 4 exons. The annotation marks the transcript as partial. Gene Ontology annotation, molecular function: histone binding; DNA binding. Gene Ontology annotation, biological process: nucleosome assembly; regulation of DNA-templated transcription. NCBI's taxonomy places the organism in Eukaryota, Metazoa, Arthropoda, Insecta, Coleoptera, Coccinellidae. Gene Ontology annotation, cellular component: nucleolus.